GACGAGCAAGGAAACACCAAACUGAAAGUAGCAGCGGACCAUUCAGUUGAGCAUAAGUGCGUCAAGUUAUACAGUUUAAUUUAAGGAUAAAUCCAGUGGCCUGAGAAAAUGUCUCGCAGAUAUGACUCUCGGACAACCAUAUUUUCACCUGAAGGACGCCUGUACCAGGUGGAGUAUGCUAUGGAAGCUAUUGGUCACGCAGGAACGUGUCUGGGGAUCCUGGCCAACGAUGGCGUGCUGUUAGCUGCAGAAAGACGCAACAUCCACAAACUGCUUGAUGAGGUUUUCUUCUCUGAGAAGAUCUACAAGCUCAACGAAGAUAUGGCGUGCAGUGUUGCUGGGAUCACGUCAGAUGCUAACGUACUGACAAAUGAGCUGCGGCUAAUUGCACAGAGGUAUUUAUUGCAGUACCAGGAGCCAAUCCCAUGUGAGCAGCUGGUCACAGCUCUGUGUGACAUAAAGCAGGCCUACACACAGUUCGGAGGUAAGAGACCGUUUGGCGUCUCGCUGCUCUACAUAGGUUGGGACAAACACUAUGGAUUCCAGCUGUACCAGAGUGACCCCAGCGGAAACUAUGGAGGCUGGAAAGCAACCUGUAUUGGCAACAACAGCGCUGCUGCUGUGUCCAUGCUGAAGCAGGACUACAAAGAGGGGGAGAUGACUCUGUCUUCUGCUCUGGCUUUAGCCAUCAAAGUCCUCAACAAAACCAUGGAUGUCAGCAAGCUGUCAGCAGAGAAAGUUGAGAUUGCCACGUUGACGCGUGAAGAUGGAAAAACAAAUAUCAAGGUGCUGAAACAGAAGGAAGUCGAGGAACUCAUCAAGAAGCACGAGGCUGAAGAGGCCAAGGCUGAAAAAGACAAAAAGGAAAAGGAGCAAAAGGAGAAAGACAAAUAAGACAGAAUAUUCACACACACACACACACACCACGUUUCACAAUAUCCUGUAUUGUUUCGUCUUUUUCAAUAAACUCUCAGAAACUGA
This is a messenger RNA of Austrofundulus limnaeus, 981 nucleotides long. It is a transcript of the gene psma4, whose product is annotated as proteasome 20S subunit alpha 4. The transcript has 9 exons. Gene Ontology annotation, cellular component: proteasome core complex; proteasome core complex, alpha-subunit complex. Lineage: Eukaryota; Metazoa; Chordata; Actinopteri; Cyprinodontiformes; Rivulidae. Bases 109 to 894 code for a protein of 261 amino acids. Gene Ontology annotation, biological process: ubiquitin-dependent protein catabolic process. The record is from RefSeq and is a predicted model, not a curated record.